GAUCAUUCUGAAAUGAGGCUAAAUGUAGAAAAUGUUGGUUUCUGUGUACUGAUCUUGAACCCACAUGAUAUCACAUGGUCAAAAACAAAUGCAAACAGUUUUACUGAUCAUUCUGAAAUGAGGCUAAAUAAAACUGUUGGUUUCUGUAUACCAAUCUUGAACCCACAUGAUAUCACAUGGUCAAAAACAAAUGCAAACAGUUUUACCGAUCAUUCUGAAAUGAGGCUAAAUGUAGUCAAAAAUGAAUGCAAACAACUUUACCACGCAGGAGGAUCAUCAUUAAAUAAUGUGUUCAAUGUUUAA
Messenger RNA from Laccaria bicolor S238N-H82, 303 nucleotides. RefSeq lists its product as uncharacterized. The transcript is spliced from 7 exons. Lineage: Eukaryota; Fungi; Basidiomycota; Agaricomycetes; Agaricales; Hydnangiaceae. The annotation marks the transcript as partial. The record is from RefSeq and is a predicted model, not a curated record.